Messenger RNA from Anopheles darlingi, 2241 nucleotides. Its product is annotated as vascular endothelial growth factor receptor 1-like. Gene Ontology annotation, cellular component: signaling receptor complex. Gene Ontology annotation, molecular function: transmembrane receptor protein tyrosine kinase activity; ATP binding. Lineage: Eukaryota; Metazoa; Arthropoda; Insecta; Diptera; Culicidae. The record is from RefSeq and is a predicted model, not a curated record. The coding region runs from base 1 to 2241 and encodes 746 amino acids. Gene Ontology annotation, biological process: positive regulation of kinase activity; cell surface receptor protein tyrosine kinase signaling pathway; protein phosphorylation. The transcript has 6 exons.
AUGGCCAGCAACUCCGAGGGAAGCACAGUAUCGCAAUCUUAUUUGCUGGUACAGGGAGUGACCGAAUACAUGAGGCUAGAAAAGAUAGAACCAAUAGGAACGGUUAUCAUCGGAGAAAAUGUUACUUUUAACUGUGCGGUGGUGAGAAACAUUGCCACCGUCGGUAUCGAUUUCAUGUACAAAGAUGAGAAGCUUGAAGGUACCUGGAUAUUCGACGACACAUUUAUAUGUAUAACACAGCUCACACUGCCGAAUGUGGGUCUAAAUCAUUCAGGUGAUAUAAUAUGUAAUGCUACCACUUUGUUCGGUUCGAAGUACGAGCAAAUCGUCACAAUGACAGUGAAAGAGCCAAUCGCUCCCCAUUUGCGUUCAAGUAAGAUCGCUCAAGAGGAUGUUGAAGUUGACGUAUUCUCUCUGAUGCAUCUCGAAUGUGACGCAAUCGGUACGCCUGAUCCUGAUAUAACAUGGUUUAAGAAUGGAAUGCCUAUCGUGUCCGAUAAUAAUAUUCAGUUGAACUACACGACGAUCAUAAUCGAAAAUAUAACCGAAACCCACUCUGGUCUUUACGAAUGCGUUGCCGAAAAUAAAAUAGGAAACACUACUACAUCCUGGAACCUUACCGUACGAAGCCCCAUAAGGGAGAAUUUUAUUGUAUAUAUCGUAAUGCCCCUUCUACUGUUGAUCAUAAUUAUUGCGAUUGUAUGCAUUUGGUGCUUGAAGAAGAAAAAGAAAAGUCCUGUCACCUUAAAUUUGGGAGUGGACAAUGUUGAAUACAUUAAUCCAAACAUACCACUCAUUGAACAAGUUGACCGGCUUCCAUAUAACACAAAAUACGAUUUUCCAAAGCAGCGACUGAAGCUUCUUACUCAAAUCGGAAGCGGAGCCUUUGGUGUGGUAAUGAAAGCAAUCGCCACCGGUAUCAAGGUACACGAGGAGUCAACGAUAGUCGCCGUAAAAAUAGUUAAGCAUAAACACGAUGAUGAUGCAAUGCGUGCCCUUCUAUCGGAGCUCAAGAUAAUGGUACAUCUAGGUCGGCACCUGAAUGUGGUCAACUUGCUUGGAGUUGUUACACAAAACAUUACAGAAUAUGAGCUAAUGGUUAUCGUCGAGUAUUGUCCGUUCGGAAACUUGCAGGACUACCUACAGAUGAACCGAUUUCGUUUCAUGGAUCAGUUAAGUCAACGAACGGGUGAGCUACUUAUAUCAAAAAGUGGCGAUUGUGACUAUCAGUACAAUGUCCAAGGAUUGAAAUAUGUGACAUUAUCGUUCUCUACCGACAAAGAAAACUGUCUUGAUAUGCAACCAUCGGGCGAAAAUCAACGGAACUCUGAACGUUCUACAGCAAUGAGCCCAACACAGAAUGGUGCCGAAAAUACAUUAGCUAGUGAAAAUCUUCAAUCGUUUGAAGCAGAUGACACACAUGGCAGUAAGAAUUGCAUAGCAGCUACUCGCUCCAUCAACACGACAGAUCUCAUUUGCUGGGCGGCACAAAUAGCCAGUGGAAUGGAAUACCUAGCGUCGCGGAAGGUCAUGCACGGGGACCUGGCAGCCCGGAACGUACUGUUAUGUGACGACAAUGUUGUGAAAAUUUGUGAUUUUGGCUUCGCUCGUUCAAUCUAUCGACAUAAUGUGUAUAAGAAAAGUGGAGAAGCAAUUCUUCCUUUCAAAUGGUUGGCUGUAGAAUGCAUAUCGGACAAUGUGUUCAACUCGCAAUCUGAUGUGUGGGCAUACGGUAUCCUUCUUUGGGAGCUAUUUUCAUUAGCAAUGUCACCGUACCCUGGACUAGAGGCGAAUCUACAGUUAUACCAGAUGCUACGGGAAGGAUAUAGGAUGGAGCAGCCUCAGUUUGCAAAUCUAGAAAUCUACGAAAUUAUGCUGAAUUGUUGGGCCGAAAAUCCGCAUUCGCGACCAUCGUUUCAGGAUUUAAGAGGCCGAUUCUACGCCAUGCUCCCUGAUAAAGUGCAAAAUUACUUUUCGAAACUGAACGAACCAUACAUUGCAAUGAAUUCGGAGAAUAUGAAACAAGACACAAUCCACCCGGCUGAAAAGGCUGAGUCUUCGCAAGAACUAGCCUUUCCGGAAGCUCAAUAUGUUAACUUUACAAAAACGGUUUUGUCACCCAUAUCCGAUGGAAAUCUCGAUCAUUUACUAAGCCUACAAAUAUCGGAAAACAUAGAGGAAACUGAUCAAGAUCCUGCUGGUAAGAAUCGGGUCGACUUGGAACAGAUGACAUCUCAGUAA